This is a messenger RNA of Symbiodinium necroappetens, 261 nucleotides long. NCBI's taxonomy places the organism in Eukaryota, Dinophyceae, Suessiales, Symbiodiniaceae. The record is from the annotation of a GenBank genome assembly.
AUGCGAGUUGAUGGCCGUGAGAAGUCCCCAUUGGAGCUGAGUCGGCGCUGCAGGUUACAUGUACCAAUUUGCCAGAAGUGCUUCGUGUUACAUGAAGCUCUGGACGCUACUGCACUUCUCCCAGGCGCUCCGCCAGAGCCCACGUUCGAGAAAACCUCUAGGUUCAGCGCCACCCCGCCGCCAGGCCACGACAUGAAGCGUGCAGCCGAGGGCAAUGCUGAGGCAUGUGGUGACUCUGCAUGCGCAGGCUUUGCUUCCUAA